AUGGAGAAUUAUGAUAUUAUCAGCACUAUGCCUGAUCAUAUCUUGUCUCAUAUAAUGUCCUUUCUCCCAACCAAAUUUGCCAUCUCCACAACUAUUCUCUCUAAAAGGUGGGCCUCACCUUACAAAUCACUCACUUCUCUUAACUUCAACGACGAAUCUGUUGACAACGAAGAUGCCUUUCUUCGCUUUUGUCGUUUUGUCGACAAAGUCACAUUCUACCACCCACUCAUCAAAACGUUUAUCCUAGAAUGCAGUUCUAAACAUUGGGAGAAUGGUUUCCAUGUUCAACAUUUGAUUAGCGGGGAAAAACGCCAUCAUGUGGAGAAUCUUCAGAUCUCUUGCAUUUCUCUUUCAAUCUCCAAUGUUGAACGUUGGAUCCAAUUGACGACUAGUAUUUUCAUAUUUCCCAACCUUGUUGUUCUCAAAUUGACGUAUUGCCAUGUGCUUGGUAAUAUCGAUUUCAAUCUUCCCGCACUCAAGACCCUUCAUUUGAAUGAUGUUCAUUUCAAAAAUAACUAUGAAUUCAACAAGCUUAUUUAUGGAUGUGCCAUUUUGGAAGAUUUGAUUGCUAACAUUUAUUAUAUAGGACAAGUUCAAGAUGAUACAGUUAGUAGAAGAGAGUUUGAAACCUUGUCCAAGUUGAUCACAGCUGAUAUAAAUCCAUUGGAUCUUCCUUUUGGAGCAAUUACUAAUGUCGAGACUUUAAAACUCAAGGUGCUAGAUAUCAAUUUGUAUUCCGGAGAAUUUAGUGUAUUUCAAAACUUAAUCAACCUUGAAUUAUACUUUCAUACCUUUCCUCACUGGGACUGUGUAGUUGAACUACUUCAAAAUUGCCCUAACCUUCAAGUUCUUACAAUUGAAAAGUGGGAGGAUGAAUGUAACCAAGAUUUGGUCACAAAGUGGAAAGACCCAAGUCAUGUUCCUAAGUGCAUUUCUUCUCACCUAAGAUCAUGUACUUUAAUCUGUCAGCCCUUUGUAGAUGAACUUCGAUUUGCAAAAUAUGUUUUACAUAAUGCGCCACAUUUAGAGGUCAUGGAUAUCUCCAUUACUGAUAAAUUGGUUCCAUUGUCACUUCGGGUUUUAGAAGAAGAAUUAAACUCAGUUCUGGCCAUUUCUCCCAAAUGUAAAUUUUCAAUUAGUUUGAAGGACAUAGGACUGUAA
Molecule: messenger RNA, 1161 nt
Organism: Medicago truncatula (barrel medic)
Lineage: Eukaryota; Viridiplantae; Streptophyta; Magnoliopsida; Fabales; Fabaceae
Product: F-box/FBD/LRR-repeat protein At4g00160
Exons: 3
Coding region: 1-1161 (386 amino acids)
Molecular function (GO): protein binding
Source: RefSeq, a predicted model, not a curated record